AUAAAUGAGACGGAAUGGCUUGGGUAAGCUCGGGUAAUUUCGGAGCUUAUAAGCACACAGCUCCAAAUUAUGGAAGUCCUACAGAUAAAUCUCGUUUGGAAACUACCUGGGUAGUACAAAGGUAUGUACCAACGGAUCUUAGAUCUAUGAAACCCGUUGCUCGCUAUAAACCGAUAAUCGACCAUUCCAAAUUGCCAUCGAUCGAUAAGAAUUGGUAUAAUUCGAGAACGGAAUUACCAGAACCCGGAGAAGGUUUAAUAGAAUCUUAUGAGAACUCUAGACCAUCAACACGCAGCCAAGAGUGGUCUGUUCUCAGGCAGAUGAUGCCAUCAAGAGGUUCAGCUCUUAGGAGACGACCUCCAAACUGGGGAACUUUGGAUGCAACCACUCCAGAAAAUACAUUAGAAGAUGUAAAAGAAUUUCCCAAAAUCAAUAGUCCGAUGACGAGGUACGUGUCCGAUAUGUAUUUAACCAACAGAUUAUUUAGACUAUUCUAA
Molecule: messenger RNA, 497 nt
Organism: Dimorphilus gyrociliatus
Lineage: Eukaryota; Metazoa; Annelida; Polychaeta; Dinophilidae
Source: the annotation of a GenBank genome assembly